UCUUCCCUCUCUCUCUCUUCUCUCUCUGUCUCUCUUCUGGUUUUUCAUAUAAAUAAAUCCUUUGUUCUGAAACUUCUUUCCAAACAACAAGCUUGGCUUCCUCUUCUCUUCCCAACACACAAAAACAGAAAAAAGAAAAAAAAAGAAAAAAAAAAAGAGAAAAGUAACAUGAAAAACAUAAACCAAGCGAUAAGUGCACUGGGUGGCGGAUCUUCUGACAACAGAAGCAAUAAUUUCGGUGUGGAAGUUCCGAAAUUGAAGUUUGUUCAAGCUCCUCCUCCUUUCCCCACGUCCCCCUCCUCUUACCUCUCCUCUUUCGCCUCUGCUUUAACCCCCACUGAGCUCCUCAAUUCCCCUCUGUUCUUCUCCUUUGGUGUUUUUCCGUCUCCUACUACUGGCGCCUUCAACUCGAGAAAUGAUGGUCAAGGAAUGAAGGGGGGAGAUGGGAAAAAUUACUCUGAUUCUUCGCUUCCCCAUCAAACAGGAUCCUCUGUUUCGUCUUCUUUAUCAACUUAUUUUCAGUCCUCGUCUUCUUCCGACGCGACUCCACUGAACGUAGGAGCGAAAGCUGAAUAUUUUGGCGCGGUUGAAAGCGGCUCGGAAAUGGCGGUAGCAGAAACAAGGCCAAUUCCAUUGCUGCCUGUUUACAACAGAGAACAGCAGCAAAAAUCAGAGAACGAUGGGUACAACUGGAGAAAAUAUGGGCAAAAACAAGUGAAAGGAAGCGAGAAUCCAAGGAGUUAUUACAAGUGCACUUUUCCAAGCUGCCCAACCAAAAAGAAAGUCGAAAGAUCUUUGGAUGGGCAGAUUACUGAGAUUGUUUACAAGGGAAGCCAUAAUCAUGGCAAGCCCCUGCCGACAAAACGUUCCUCCAACUCCGGCAUUUACGAUCCGUCGUCAGGGGCGGCGGACUCCGCCGUGUUGCAGGAUGACUCCUCCGUCUCCAUGGGGGACGAUGAAUUGGAACCCAAUUCGCCGUUUAGCAACUCGCUCGACGACAACGAAAAUGAACCGGAAGCCAAAAGAUGGAAAGGGGAAAACGAAAAUGAGGGAUUUUCUGGGGGUGGGAGCAGAACGGUGAAAGAGCCAAGAAUUGUGGUUCAGACAACCAGCGAAAUCGACAUAUUGCCUGAUGGCUAUAGAUGGAGGAAAUACGGACAAAAAGUAGUCAAAGGAAAUCCAAAUCCCAGGAGCUACUACAAGUGCACAUCUUUGGGCUGCCCUGUGAGGAAACACAUCGAGCGGGCGGCUAACGACAUGAGGGCCGUAAUCACCACCUACGAAGGCAAACAUAACCAUGAAGUUCCGGCGGCCCGUGGCAGCAGCGCCGGCGGCGGCGGCUAUAAUGCCGUCAACCGACCCGUACCCACCAACCACUUCACCAGUAUUCCGUUGCCGGUGAGGCCGUCCGCCGUCGUCAGCCAUCCUUUCCCGGAAAAUUUGGCUGCCUCGUUCCGGCCGGCGAGUUUCCCCACAUCGGGAAUUGAAGCACAGGAAGCAUUCGCAUUUGGUACAUCCCAGCGAGUGCCGCCAAGUUUUCAAGUUACAGGAUUUGGAUCCGAAGCCCAGGAAGAAGCCAAAGAUGACAUAUUCUUUGACUCAUUUCUGCCUUAGAUUAUACAAUAACCGACCCAUUAGAUACUUGAAGGAAGUUUUCUUGUUCUUUUUUGUAGCUUUUGUAAAAUUAGUAGGGGGACAGGGACUAGACUAGAAUAGAAUAUAUAGAAAAAUUAACUCUAAAAAAUUUGUCGAUUUUUGUAUCGAAAUGUCACUGGUGUUUGACUCUCAAUAUUAUACACAUUGCAAUAAUGACUCAAAUCAAAAUUACAAA
This is a messenger RNA of Momordica charantia (bitter melon), 1831 nucleotides long. Its product is annotated as putative WRKY transcription factor 26. Lineage: Eukaryota; Viridiplantae; Streptophyta; Magnoliopsida; Cucurbitales; Cucurbitaceae. Gene Ontology annotation, biological process: regulation of DNA-templated transcription. The record is from RefSeq and is a predicted model, not a curated record. Gene Ontology annotation, molecular function: DNA-binding transcription factor activity; sequence-specific DNA binding.